AUGUGCUCGUCUGCUGACUCGGUUGGCGAACAGCCCUCGCUGCUCGGAGAGAUAAACACGCAGAGACGGUAAGACGUUGUCCACACUUAAAUGUGACAUAGCACAAUGAGUGACAGACAGGUCAAAGGUCAGCGUCACAAAGAGCAGAAACCGUCCUGUGGUCUCGUGUCAGCUUGUCGUGUGAGAGGUUUUGACUCCUGCCGGGAAGUGUCUGAACCCUCAGUCCAGGUGUACAUGAUGGUUUGUUUGUUGGUCUCGUGCUGCCAGACGCUCUGCAGGGAACCGACCCAAAGAUUCAAAGUCCUGAUUGUAGGUUUAACAUCAUUAUCUGAUGUCAGGGCAGCACUGCAGGCCAGCAGCAGUUUUACAUGAACCCAUAGAAGAAGAGCAUUAACAACAACAACAACACAAUUAGGAGGUCGGUCUUUGAAAUGUACGAACAUGCUCACCAAUCCCAGACCUGACAGAACCGCAGGUACCCAAGAACCAGGAGCGUCUCAAAGAGGACUCACUGAUGUGGGAAACAGAGUCUGUCAGAUUAAAACCGAUGCUGAACCUUCAUUUGCAAGUUUACAGCAGCUCAGUGGCUCAGUAGUAGAAGAGUCCUGCUACUAAACUGGCUUGCCUGCAGUCCUGAUCUGUCACUUAUUAAAAACGUUUCCAUGACACAAAGGAGACCCUGAAGUCUUGUAUCAGGUCAUUUCACACCAUCAAAUUGUAUUUCCUGGUCUGUAGAUCUUGUGAAGGCAGUAAAGUUAUCAGAACAAUCACAGAAGAGACAAAAUUGAGAUGUUUAGAGACCCCGAAUCUUUCAGAAAGUGUAGUUUAGAGAAGCCACAGAGUCCUGAAGUCUCUGCGAUGGUAAAUUUAAAACCUACUGUGAUGGAGAGGCUGUAAAACAGUGUUAAAACCCUGAAGUUCUGGAUUUUGCAGACCCUUUAUUCUCUUGCCCUUGGGGGACGUGUAUUUUGUUUGAUACUUUGGAGCACGUAGAGUCAAUAAAACUACAGAGAGCUGAAAACACAUGUGACCCGCAUAUUUGAUGCGCUGCUGAUUUGAUUUGACUCUUUUCUUUUCUGGUUAGAGAAACGAAAUUAACAAAAAGAUGCUUAAUAACAGUCUUCAAGUCUAGCAGCUGGAUCGAGUUCCCUCUCAUUACUUCUUUUCUUCUUUGUUUUUAGUUGUAUUUGUUUUCACUUUGUUCUGUUGUAACUCUAAUCAUUGCUGCUCUUUCUUCUUCAUUUCUUUGAAAAUCUUUCACAUUAAAAAUCCGACAAAGAGGAUUUCCAGAGCUCUGGAAACGAGCAUGUGUGACCUUCAUGUGUGAAACCAAGCAGCUUAAAAACAAUUUCUGUUUGAUUCUGUCAGACUGACUUUAUUUAUUUUUCAUCACAGACUCCAGAGCAGAGAUGCUUCGACGAUAAGAAAACGGGGAGAAGAAGAAGAAAUCCUCCGACCAACAGAGGCUCCUCUAGUUGUUCUGCUGCAGCCUGAGGACUUUGGGUUAAGGCCAAAGAGAGAUGCAGUGAUUUAUUUCUCUGCAGAAAAACAUGAAAAUCACUCUGAUAUCAUCACAGUCAGACCUGCAAACCCUGAUCCAGACUUUUCUAAACCAGCAUCCUGA
Molecule: messenger RNA, 1624 nt
Organism: Xyrichtys novacula (pearly razorfish)
Lineage: Eukaryota; Metazoa; Chordata; Actinopteri; Labriformes; Labridae
Source: the annotation of a GenBank genome assembly